AGGUUGCUAAUCACUCUUAGCGUGAGGUAUUGUUUUGGUCAAGAAAAUACCUUUUUUUAUUCAUUCUGAAGUUUCCUGGGACAUGAAACUUGGUAGUAAGCUAAAACAGGAUUUAUUCUAUGGAUUUUAUCAGUUUUCUCGCGCCAAAAGACUUAGUUAUUGAGUUAUUUGCGAGUGAAUAAAGUCACUACGUAAAAUCUGCUUGGAUACGAGCUCGUUGUGGCUGGCUUUUGUACCUACUCUGCCGUACGUCCGUUAAGUAAAUACUGUCUGACACCUUUUAUCGUAUUAUAACUGUGAUAUUUUGUAUGCAAACUUAUGAAAGUUUGUUAGCAUUUUAUUGAGUUUGAAUUGAGCAUUGAAAGGGGAGGUUUAACACUUGUUCAUUGUUGGCGAGGCGUGUGUAAGUAUAAUCGAAUAGUACAAAACUACGCAUAAUAAUGUUUACGAGAGAGAAGAAUAAAGUAGAUCCUGGCGGUACUAAAGGCGGGAAGAAAAAGAAGCCUGCCUGGGAGACAUUAUUGUCGUCACAAGCAAAAAAACUACAGAUUCAAGAGCAGGCCCGUACGUGGUUACGUCGUGCCUCGCCAGGGCUGAGCGACGAUAGUGAUGAUGAAUAUGAUCGUUUAAACACUUCAAUAUCGCCAAACACGUCCUUCAAACAUUCACGAAGCAUGACAGCAGGGCAAGAUGGUCACUGGAGGGGGUUACGAAGAGAUAAAAGUGCUAAGAAAGGUGAUAGGUUAAGUCAUUCGUGGGGACCUAAUAACUUUCAGCAGACAAAUGGCUUCCAGCAUUCGAAUGGCUUCCAAAAAUCAAAUGGCUUCCAACACUCAAACGGUUUACACAACUCGAAUGGUUUUCUUCCUUCAAGUAAUACCCAAGAAGUAGAUGAUAUAUGGGCAAAUUCCAGAGGAAGAACAAUGACAGGUAGCAGAACAGACCUUAUUCAAGGUGAUUUCCAGUUUCAUGCAGGCUAUCCCCCCAUUCCUCAUAGGCUGGUAUCGAAGAUACAAAGAGGAAGGUAUGUAAAUUUCCAAGAAAUGGUUGCAGAGAACCUUGGUGGAACAGCAAAGGGAUUAAAGACGCCAAUAGAUGGAACUGACAGAAUUAAUGAUGUUACAAAAUGGAUCGACUGCAUGGCUAUUUAUAUCUCAAUUAUUGCACAAACAAAUCCUGAGCGAGUACAAGAUUUGAUGGUGUACCAAAGUCAUAUCAUGCGGUUAAUGCGUGUCAGCCAUGACAAGAAAUCAUGGCAAAGGUACGACGUAGCUUUCAGGAGGAAGGCGGCACAAAAUGAUAUGGCAACAUGGGGUAAUGUAGACGAGAAUCUAUGGAUCUUAGCAUGCUCUGAGGAAGCCAGGCAACCUGUGACCUGUCGACCAUGUAUGUCUGUUUUACAUGAUGAUAAUACAUGUCCUAUAACUGCCAUGAAUAGAGAAGAUGAACCUAAAGCAUCCAAGAAGAAUAUGUGGGGAGUGCGAAGCUAUUCACCCAGCAGAGAUACACAAGGCAGGCCAAGGUCAACCAGUCCAAACAGAUCUUUACAACUUCCAAAGGAAGGACUAGAGCUCAAGUUUGCAUUUGGUUACCAUGGUUACAAUGCCUGCAAUAACCUAUUUUACACGCAGUCCAAUGAAAUGGUCUUCCAUGUAGCUGCUCUUGGUAUUGUAUAUAGUCCAGUCACUCAUCAGCAACGUUUCUACAAGGGCCAUACUGAUGACAUAUUGUGCCUAACGAUACAUGACGUCAAGGAUUAUGUUGCCACAGGGCAGGUUGGUCGAUAUGCAGAAACACAUGUCUGGGAUGCCAUGACAAUGAGAACCGUGGCCAGGCUCAAGGGUGUUCACAAAAGGGGAAUCAUUUGUGUCGAUUUUUCAGGGGAUGGAAAGAAGCUUGCAGAUGUUGGACUUGAUGAUGACCAUAUUAUUUGCAUCUGGGACUGGAGGAAAGAAGAGAAGCUGGCAAGCACUAGAGGACACAAAGAUAUGAUCUUUGUUCUGGAGUGGAAUCCAUUCAACCCCAACUAUUUUGUUUCUGUUGGAGAAAAACACAUCAAAUUUUGGACUCAUAAUGGUUCCAAGAUUGACAAGCGUCCAGUGACAUUUGGCAAAGCAGGAACAGCAGCUACUAUGCUGUGUGUCUGUCACAGCCCAAUUGAUGACUUGUGCUUUGCUGGUUCAGACAAUGGCACAGUGUAUGUAUGGCAGGGCACUACACUGAGAAGGACCGUGCAGGCCCAUAAGGGACCUGUUUGUGCCAUGUACUCCAUGUGUCAGUCUAAGAAUGAGGGUUACGUGACAGGAGGUCGUGACGGUGUGGUAGUCAUGUGGGAUAAAUACUUUGAACAGUGCCUGAAGGCGUUCAAGGUUGAAAACAGCGCAAUGAAUCCUGGGUCAGUCCUGCUGCAAGACCUUCCACCAAUCAGAUCAAUCCACACAGAUGAAGAUAAGAUUCUGAUUGGUACAGGCAAUGAUGAGAUCAUUGAAAUAGGUGUCGAUGGAAAGAUGACAAUUGUUGUGCAGGGACAUGGAGAGGGAGAGGUCUGGGGACUGGACACUCAUCCAAUGAAAAACGAAUGCGUGACCGUGAGUGACGACAAGACGUUAAGAGUGUGGGACCUCAACACGCUUCUACUCAAAAAAGUCAAGAAGCUGAAAAAAGGCGGGAGAGCUGUGGCGUACUCGCCCGACGGAGGAUCCUUAGCCGUGGGACAAAAUGACGGAGGGUUUCUGAUUCUAGAGGAAACUACACUGGACAAGGUUGUGGGGUACAAGGAUCGUAAAGAGGAAAUCUCGGAUAUUAAAUUCUCUCCAGAUGGAAAGUUCUUGGCUGUUGGAUCCCAUGAUAACUAUGUAGACGUGUACAGUGUAAAGAGAGGCAAACGAACUGGUGUGUGUAAGGGAAGCUCUAGCUACAUCACUCACUUGGACUGGGAUGUUAAGGGUCGCCUCAUCCAGACGAACUCAGGGGCACGUGAGCAUCUUUUUUACGAAGCUCCUCACAUUCGUCGUCAGACCCUCACGACCGAGGACGCAGAGAAAAUAGACUGGGCGACAUUCACGUGUGUUCUUGGACCAAUGGUAAAAGGUGUUUAUCCUCCGUUGACUGACGUCACCGAUGUUAACGCUACGGCUCGAUCACAUGACCAUAUUCUUCUGGCCAGCGGUGAUGACUUUGGCAUGGUUAAGCUUUUCAACUUUCCAGUUUUUAAUCGUGGAGCACGCUAUAGACAGUACAACGGCCACUCGUCUCAUGUCACUAAUGUGUGCUGGACUCACGAUGACCGCGUAUUGGUGUCUACUGGGGGACUGGACACGGCUUUAUUGGUCUGGGAACGUGUGCAUAUAAAUGAAGAAGACGAUGCCGAGGUGGUGGAGGAUAAAGUAUUCGUUCAGCCGAAAUUUCUUCCCACCGGACCCGUUAGAGACCCUCUAGCGAAGGGUAAGCCACAAUUUGACUGAAAAAGGUGGCCCCUUCUGAACAGGGGCAGCCACAUUUCUAUUGAGGGGUGCCCCUUCUGACCAAGGACAAGCCACAUUUCUACUGAGGCGGUGACCCCCCUGACCAAGGACAAGCCACAUUUCUACUGAGGAUGUGACCCCCCUGACCAAGGACAAGCCACAUUUCUACUGAGGGUGUGACCCCCCUGACCAAGGACAAGCCACAUUUCUACUGAGGGUGUGACCCCNCCUGACCAAGGACAAGCCACAUUUCUACUGAGGGUGUGACCCCCCUGACCAAGGACAAGCCACAUUUCUACUGAGGGUGUGACCCCCCUGACCAAUGACAAGCCACAUUUCUACUGAGGGUGUGACCCCCCUGAUCAAGGACAAGCCACAUUUCUACUGAGGGGGUGACUCACUGGAUAAAGACAUCUACAAUUCGACUGACCAAGUUACCCUUCUGGCCAAGGGUAAGUCACAA
Actinia tenebrosa (Australian red waratah sea anemone) is the source of this 3927-nucleotide messenger RNA. RefSeq names its product echinoderm microtubule-associated protein-like 6. NCBI's taxonomy places the organism in Eukaryota, Metazoa, Cnidaria, Anthozoa, Actiniaria, Actiniidae. Gene Ontology annotation, molecular function: microtubule binding. The record is from RefSeq and is a predicted model, not a curated record.